Messenger RNA from Sander lucioperca (pikeperch), 506 nucleotides. Its product is annotated as E3 ubiquitin/ISG15 ligase TRIM25-like. Bases 5 to 370 code for a protein of 121 amino acids. NCBI's taxonomy places the organism in Eukaryota, Metazoa, Chordata, Actinopteri, Perciformes, Percidae. The transcript has a single exon. The record is from RefSeq and is a predicted model, not a curated record.
UGAAAUGGCGCAGAGAGGAGUUCAGCUGGACCAAGAGACCUUCUCUUGUUCCAUAUGUCUGGAUCUACUGAAGGAUCCGGUGACUACUCCCUGUGGACACAGCUACUGCAUGAACUGUAUUAAAAGCCACUGGGAUGGAGAGGAUCAUAAGACCAGCCACAGCUGUCCUCAGUGCAGGCAGACGUUCACGCCAAGGCCUGUCCUGCUGAAAAACAACUUGUUGGCAGAUUUAGUGGAGGAGCUGAAGAAGACUGGACUCCAAGCUGCUCCUGCUGAUCACUGCUAUUCUGGAGCUGAAGAUGUGGCCUGUGAUAUCUGCACUGAGAGAAAACUGAAAGUCCUGUCUGGUCUGUUUGGCCUCUUACUGUGAUCAACACCUCCAGCCUCAUUAUGAUGUGGCUCCGUUAAAGAAACACAAGCUGGUGGAGCUGGUGAAUUUUUACUGUUAGACCAGAGGAAGAGUACAUGUAGCAGUCGCAUACAAGAAUAUUAACAGAGCAGGGGAG